Molecule: messenger RNA, 4157 nt
Organism: Oreochromis niloticus (Nile tilapia)
Lineage: Eukaryota; Metazoa; Chordata; Actinopteri; Cichliformes; Cichlidae
Product: deleted in malignant brain tumors 1 protein-like
Exons: 10
Coding region: 730-3084 (784 amino acids)
Biological process (GO): zymogen activation
Cellular component (GO): plasma membrane
Molecular function (GO): serine-type endopeptidase activity
Source: RefSeq, a predicted model, not a curated record
UAAAACCAACUAGACGAAGUAGUGAUGUUUACUUUAGUGAAAAAUUGAAAGAUGAGUGUCGAUACAUUACCGUUCACUUUGAGUUACAAUCAGAAAAUGAUACAUUUAUUGUUCUCACUUAUCGGACGGGAUUAUUUUUAACAAAUCAACGAAAUUUUGCCCGAUAAUUAUUUUUAUCCUCCUGUAACUUCACAGAGCUAAAACGCCAAAAUUUCAGGAGUAAUAAGUCAUUAUAAGAAGUGUUUUUGAACUAAAAAUUAAGAAUGAGUGAUACUGUUUGUCAGUGAUUUUGAAAGCCCAGUGCUUGCGAUGCAGGGGAAACAAAUUCUGUCGCGUAUACCAACCUUGGCACGAUGCUCGCAAUAAAUAAAAGCGCUACCCCUGCUGAACUUUACAUUACACACUUGAGAAAACACAGUCUGGUGUGAGGAAAAUCAAAGCGAUCGAGGAAACUUGUAAUCUAGGUUAAUACUACAGUGUGACCACUAGAUGGAGACAGUGUCUGUUCUCAUGGAUAAUGGAUUGAAGACCUGUUGCAAAUUUGUUCCCAGUCCUAUUCAAACUGUGAUGAGUUGAAACACUUAAGAGACACUAAAUUAGAAAUUAGGAUUAUGUUUGCUAUUGGUAUUCAGCAAUACACAAGAAAAACACAGGAAAUCUGAAGGGGAAGUUCGUUUUACUGUCGCCUGGCUCUCAUAAAUGACAUGAAGCAGCUUUUUGUGGUCAGUCAUGGGAGGCACACAGCAGAAUGUCCUUCACUUUUUGAUGCUUGUAGUUUCUUGUAUCUUUGCCUUCCUCGCACCUGCUGCAGGUCAGAUCAGACUAGCUGGGUCUGGGUCCACUUGGUGCUCUGGAAGGGUUGAAAUCUAUCACAGUGGCUCCUGGGGAACAGUCUGUGAUGAUGACUGGGACUUAAACGAUGCCAACGUGGUCUGUAGAAGACUUGGCUGUGGGACACCAGUGAGUGCCACUGCAUCUGCUCACUUUGGUCAAGGCAGUGGAGAAAUCUGGCUUGAUAAUGUGGCCUGUUCAGGAAGUGAAAGUUCUAUAACUGAGUGUGGACACAAUGGAUUUGGGAAACACAACUGUGGACAUGGCGAGGACGCUGGUGUUGUCUGUUUAGGUGCUCAUACCAGAUUAUCUGGGCCUGGGUCCACUCGGUGCUCUGGAAGAGUAGAAAUCUACCACAGCAGUGCGUGGGGAACAGUCUGUGAUGAUGACUGGGACUUAAAUGAUGCAAAAGUGGUCUGUCGACAGCUGGGCUGUGGGACAGCAGUGGAGGCCACUUCAUCUGCUCGCUUUGGUCAAGGGACUGGACAAAUCUGGCUUGAUAAUGUGGCCUGUUCAGGAAGUGAAAGUUCUCUACCUGAGUGUGGACACAAUGGAUUUGGGAAACACAACUGUAACCAUGGUGAAGAUGCUGGUGUUGUCUGUUCAGGUUUGAUCAGAUUAUCUGGGUCCACUCAGUGCUCUGGAAGAGUAGAAAUCUACCACAGUAGUGACUGGGGAACAAUCUGUGAUGAUGGCUGGGACUUAAAUGAUGCUGAAGUGGUCUGCAGAUACUUAGACUGUGGAACAGCCCUGAGGGCUAUAUCUGCUGUUUUUGGUGAAGGAAGUGGACAGAUCUGGCUUGAUGAUGUGGCCUGUUCAGGGAAUGAAAGUUCUCUAAUUGAGUGUGGACACAAUGGAUUUGGGAAACACAACUGUAACCAUGGUGAAGAUGCUGGUGUCAUCUGUUCAGUGAGUCUCCCAAAACCCAGCAUCUCUGUAAAUGAAGAUCAGUUCACCUGGGGUCAGGACAUCAGCAUCACUUGUUCCAUCUCAUCUGAGUUCUUAGAUGGAACUUUCACCCUCAAGAAAACCUCAAGCAAUUUCAGUCAGACUGAAACAGGAUCCAGAUCUGCUACCUUCAAUAUCCACAGAGUGGACUUCAGUCAUGAUGGACUGUACCAGUGUCAGUAUGAGAAACACAUUUCAAGUAACACAUUCAGCUCCCCCCUCAGUGACUCUGUCAGAAUCUCUGUUACUGUAAGCAAACCCAAUAUCUCCAUCAGUCCUGCUGGUGAGGUGACCUGGGGUCAGAACAUUGGAAUCACUUGUUCAAUCUCAACUCAGACUUUAGGUGGAACGUUCAUUCUGAUGAAAACAUCAGAUUCAUUCAACAGGACCCAAAACUCAAACACAAACUCUGCUACCUUUAAUAUUCCUGAAGUAGACUUUGAUGAUGAGGGAUCGUACCGGUGUCAGUAUCAGGAAAGUGGACCCAGUCAUGAGUUUUACUCCCCACCAAGUGACUCUGUUAGGCUCUCUGUUACAGUGAGACUGCAGAGGCCCAGCAUUUCUCUGACAUCCCCUAAUGCAGGACUUGUCUGGGGUCCUGAAGGUGCACAGAUCACCGGGGGUUACAGCUUCGUCAUCACCUGUUCCAUUAACUCCACAUUUUCCAGUGGACAUUUUAUUCUGAGCUUCUCUGGCUCCAACCUCACAGAGUCAGCAGUCAACAACUCAGCCUCCUUUAGUUUCCCUGUAGCUGAGUAUGAACAUCAGGGCAACUACAGCUGUGUGUAUGAGGUCACAGUGUCCACACGGACAUUCAGAUCUGCUGAAACUGCACCGAUUACUGUCAUCAUUAAAUUGUCUUUGAUGCCGCUGGUGUCCUCUGUAUCUGUUGUAAUCCUGCUGCUGCUCCUGCUGCUGCUCUUAGCGGUGUGGCUGAUCCUCAGAAGAAGACAACAACACAAGCAGCCUGCAGCUCUCAUCCAAACUCAAAUGGUUGUCCAAGUUGGGAAUGAUUACACGUGGGGAGACAAUGAAGGCGAUGAGGACGUCUAUGUGAAUGUUGAUCUACAUCAAAAAAUAAAAGGUGAAGCUGCAGGAGUGGAUGGAGACUGGAGUGAUGACUAUGAGGAGCCAGUGAACGAUGACGACCGUGAUUUUAAGGAAACAGAUCCCGGUGACUAUUACAGAUGCCCAAAAGAGGCCUGUAUGUUUGUAGACAAUCACAGGGAAGAUGAUGAUGAAGAGAAAACUAGUGAUGCAGAAGACAUCUUUGAGAAUGUAUCCCCUCUAUCACCAGUUUAUUAACAUUCAAAAUGACCCGAAUUGCAUAAACAUCCAAAAUACAGUCACACUGAAAAAAUCUGCAGGCCAAUAAAUUUUCACCAGUGUCGUAUGGGUUCUAUUUCUUCAAUAUACCAUUCUUUGUAACAUAAUACAAUAUUUCCCUGAUAUAAUGAAGUCAUUUAGCAAUUAUCUUGUAUUAUGUGGUCAAAACUGAAGUACAUUAAGUACUUUAAAAUUACAGUUAUUUUCGAUUCCUUGUGGCAUACCUUCAAGUUAAAGGAAUCAUCUUCGGCCUAAUGCCUUUCGUGGUCACCUGACUUCACAAUAUCCUGAUCUGUGAGUUUGAUAUUGGUUCUUAUUUAAAGGUUCCCCUUCUGGAUCUCUGCAGGCUGCAUGUCAAAGGUAAAUGUGAAGGGUGUGCGGGGUGGCUCUAAUGAUUGCAAAACAAUGUCCUGUUUAUGGAAGUGUAUACUUAAAAUGGGGCUUUGUGUCCUGAGGUUGUCGUCAGAUCUGGUCCUUGUUCAUGAUGCCUAGUUUCAAAAUAUCAGGAGAAAAUUGGCAAAAUUGCUCAUCCUGAAGUUUCACAGUGGGACUAAAACCAAUGGGUGAUGUCAACCGUUCUGUUAUCCUUUCCUCUAACAUUAAAACAUCAUCAGAAUUUCAACAAAUUAAACAUUUUCUUUGACAAACUUUUCAAACACCACUGAACAAUUUAACUUCAAAAAACUGUUUGACUUUUUCCCCCCUUGAUAAUCUUACAAAGAGUGCAUCCGUAAUGGAUGGAAACAUUCUUUUAAACAACCUUUUCUUUGAACCUUUACAUUUUUUUUUUCCAUUUUAUUGAUUCGUACUGUAUUUUAUAUUUGAUCUUGGACAUGAAUCUGGGUUGGCUCUAUUUUAAAAUGUUACAAGUCUGAGUCUGAAUUGUUUUUCAAUGCUUUUUGUUUUUAUCUUCAUAUAUGAUUAUAUUUUCUUGUAUUAUAUCUAAAAAACUUUUUAUGUUGCAUGCUACUGUACAUGUCAACAUUACAUUAUACUCUGUGCAUGAUACUCAAAUACUUUUCCAAGGCAAACUUUAUUUUGGUAAAGUUAUA